UGCGCCCACAUCAGUCUUGUGUUCCAUUUAUCAUCACGUUCGACAAUGUGUUCUCCGUAGGUGCAAUACAGUUGUGUUGAUCUGGUGGUUGAUGAAACCAUACCAAUAUGAAGCACUCGAAGCGGACGAGAUCCGUCUGCUGCAGCUUCAAGCCGGCGGUGCAGAGACUGAGCUUCACGGCACGCUCCACACCUAUCGUCUCUCCGAUAACGACGACGAUGCUGAUGUAGGCUCGGAAUUGUUUGUGUCACGUGAAGGAGGUGUGACUGUUCCCAAUGCACCGCCGUACCGUGCGUUGAGCUACACAUGGGGAUCAGAUCUUAGCCACCGAUACCAUGUCCGCGUCCUGCAGCGCAACGGCAGCCUCUCCGAGCUUGGCAUCAAACAUAACCUAUACGACGCCCUCAUACGGUUACGCCAGGAACUUCACGCUGACGAAUCGUGUCUGGUGUGGGCCGAUGCCAUCUCGAUCAACCAGGCAGACAUUCCGGAGAAGAACCAGCAGAUCCAGAAGAUGGCCAUGAUUUACAACCGUGCAGAAAGUGUUUGUGUGUGGCUUGGCCGUGAAGAAGAUAACAGCAGUCGUGCCAUUGAAUUCGUACGAAAGCUGCAACGACUCGAAGAGUUCGACUUCUUGACACAGGAUACGGGUACACCGGCCGACUGGGCAGCACUCCACAACCUCAUGCACCGCCCGUGGUUCAGUCGAAGAUGGAUCGUUCAAGAGAUAGCUCUUGCCAGAAAGGCCAUGUUGUAUUGUGGCCCGAAUGCUGUCUCUUGGCCCGAGUUCUCCACAGCUACUGCGCUGUUUGUGGCAAGGCAUCGAGACCUGCGCCACUUGUUCCAAAGCUCAAAAGACUUUCACAACCAUCCAAACUUCCUGGGAGAAGUCGAGGCGUCGGGCGCUAAAUCGUUGGUGAACAUUACCACUAACCUUUUCCGCAAAUCGGAGGACGGUGCGGUGUUGGAAAGAUUACUGUCACUCGAGGCUCUGAUCUCUACGCUCCCGUCGUUCGAAGCCGGGUCGCCACAUGACACCAUAUACGCUGUGCUGUGGCUUUCGCAUGACGCCGAGCCCGGUUCAAGAGAGUCAGCAGCCAUGUCCAUGCACCCAGUGGUGACCACGCCGACUUCAUCUCCAGAGAUCGAUCCUGAGCCAUCGCAGUACCCCGAUGCUUACUCGCAGUACACUUACAGAGGGAUUGCGCGAUCACCGGGACCCUUGUCACCAGAACCAACACAGAAUGACUACAACGAAUCUCAGCAGCCAACGGCUGCUGGUGUGCAAGAGAACUUCCUCAGGCCACCGCACCGAGCUUCAUCGGCACAGAAGCCUAAACGAUCCGCUUCCGAUUUGAGCAAGGUUUUGGCAGAGUCAAGUCUAAACAAGCUGAUGCAUUUCCAAGUGCAGCCCCAUCCCAUCACUGUCGACUAUAGCGCCGACGUAUACGAUGUCUUCUCUCAGUUCCUCGUGUUCGCCAUGUCGCGCUCAAGAUCCUUAGAUCUGAUAUGCCACCCGUGGGCUCCUGAGCCUCUUAGCGGAUCACCACCACUGCCCUCCUGGAUACCUCAGCUGUCAAAUGCGCCCUUUGAAAAGAGGAAGGGUUCAAAUUCUUAUGCUAGGGUACGCGCAGAUUCACUGGUCGGUACACCUGGUCUCGGCGCGAAGAACUACAGCGCAAGUGGCAAGACCAAGCUCUAUCCUCCCAUGGGUUUCAUCCGAGAUCGGACCUUGAUCGUCACGGGCUUUGUGCUCGACGCAAUACGGGUCAAGCGCAGCACUGCUGUGGACGGCAUAAUCCCACCUGAAUGGCUCGAAUUGCUGGGCUACGAAAGAGCUGAUCCAGUGCCAGAGCAAUUGUGGAGAACGCUUGUCGCUGACCGAGCGCCUGGUGGCAAGCAAUAUCCGCCACCGUACUUUCCGCUCGCUUGCAAUUGGAUGCUCGAACAGCGCAGCAGGAGGGGUAAAAUCAACACCACCGAACUUUUGACGUUUCCUAAGUGUCCUUCUAUUGCUGCCGAGUAUCUAUACCGCGUGCAGUCAGUAGUCUGGGACCGCUCUCUUGCGUCCACUGAAGGUAGGCGAGGUUCCAAGAAACUGCUUGCCUUGGUGCCCGAUACUGCGAAAGUGGGUGAUCUGAUCUGCAUAUUGUACGGUUGCAGUGUACCUGUGGUCUUGAGGAGAUGUAAGAAGCGUAAAGCAGAUGCCGCAACGUCUCGCUCAAGAUCGAAUAUGAAACCUGAGAGCACAGCGUCGUCGAAAACGUACGCAGGAGGUGCAGGUCCUGCUACGCCUCAGAUUUCGCUUUCUCAGGCCUCCUCUAAUGCCCCACCAUCCGACGUUGACUCUACGGAACAGGGAAUCAACGAGGGCUCCUUUACCAAACCUGCUAUCCCUGGUUCACCGUACAUAAAGGCAAGUGUGCGCCAGGCUUUGCAUGAAGACCCGGACGAACGACCGCAAGACGUCUCCUCACUUCCAACGUCUCUGGAGAGUUCUGACCGUUAUGUCUUUAUUGGCGAGUCCUACGUGCACGGAAUGAUGGCUGGUGAAGGCUUCAAGCGUCAAAAGGAUCAUGGGCAUAAGACAAGAGCGUUCCACAUCAUCUGACUGAACUGGUCGAUCUCGAACGCUUGUCUGGAGCAUCGUAGUAGCUAUAUUUACGGACACACUGCACGAUUCCUACCAAUCAGCGGGUGCCUCGCAAGUCCAUGUCAUAUAAGAGUCCCCGGUCGGCCACGCAACCGUCGCGCCAUAAAGUAUCACCACUGCCGUGUAGUCACCCAUCCAGCGCCAAAGUAGCCGCCAGCGUUGUGACAAGCAAUCUCGCAUACCGGAGGCGUGGUGGUCGAAUAAGAUGUCCAGGUAGCCAACAUCGUGUUUGUCAUAUAUGUCCGAGUAAAAUGGAAUUCGUGGUCUGUCCACGUUGAAGCCGAUGCAGUAGC
Molecule: messenger RNA, 2946 nt
Organism: Baudoinia panamericana UAMH 10762
Lineage: Eukaryota; Fungi; Ascomycota; Dothideomycetes; Mycosphaerellales; Teratosphaeriaceae
Exons: 1
Coding region: 92-2611 (839 amino acids)
Source: RefSeq, a predicted model, not a curated record